AUGAUGACUCCAAUGAGCGAGGACGGAGGUCCUUUGAGGGAAUGGGCACCAUUGACGAGUCUCCUGCAACAGAUACCGGUUAAACUCCAGAGCGGAAUAUUCACCCAGGACAUAAAUUUCACCUGCAUCGACGCAGUUCCGGAGUUUAUAGCCAUCGGAACAAACUGCGGGCUAGUUUACUGGUUCGACAGAGCAUCUGGAGAAUUGCAGCGUCUGAGAUGUGAGAAUGCCAGCUCUAACAUCACUUGUUUACGGGUAAUAUCCACAGUAGACUACAUGGUAGCUGCUGGAAAUAAUCUUGGAGUAGUUACAGUUUUUCAGAUUCCAAAAAACCUUCCAGAAUCUCUGCCAGACAGCUUGAAGCCGAAGCAAAAGAAGCAAAUAGAGCGUUACAAUAUCGGAGGGCUUCAUAAGAGUCCAGUUAGUGCUGUCGAGUGGUCUAAAAAUGGAAUGAAGCUAUUUAGCGGUGAUCAAGACGGACUUGUUGUACUUACAGAGAUUGAUUUUUAUAUGCAUUUAUCCAAAUCUUCAGAAUUGUUAAACGAAAAGUACGCAGUUGUGCAAUUGAGCUACCAGCAAGGAUUAUUGCUGGUGUCUACGCUCUUCAGAACUAUUUUGGUAGAUAAAAAUCAUAAUAGCAAAGUUUCUCAGGUUGGUCAGAAGGAGAGAAAAACUUUGGGGAAAUUAGGAGCCGUUUUUGGGACACGGUUGACUCCAAUUCAGGAGCCAAUUAUUUAUGCCAGUAGACCGGGAUUGAGAUUGUGGGAAGCUGAUAAGACUGGUACUGUACUAAAGACUUUGAUUUUUAAAGAAGCGGUUCAGAGUAACAACACUCAGGUACUUUUGUUGAACCCCGCGCCUGAAAUGCUGAAGAAAAAACGCGGAGAGCCUACUUUUGGUGUAGUUCUCCCUUUUUGCGAUGAUCUUUUUGUUACUUACAGUGAAGACUAUAUUCAUGUUAUUAAUCCGGUUACAAUUACAAUUACAUCUGUAGUUAACGAUCUCAGAAAAAUUACAGAUGUUGCUUGUACGAGGGACGAAAUAUUUGUUUUAGAGGGAGAGAGAAAUAUUCUAAGGAUCGCUUAUCAUCCAGAGUCUUGUACGAUUGAAUCCACUCCGGAGGAAUUGAAGGAACCAAUGGGAUCCUUUAAGGAAAUUAGCAAGCCUGUAACUAAAAGUAUUAUUGGUCUUACGACCAAGCUAAAAGAAAAUUCAAUCCCGAUUCCGUUUUAUAAAAUCAGUCCUAGUAAUAUUAUCCAAGCGCUUAGUGUCUUGCCGUCCCGGGGGGUAGAUCCUAAUCCAGUUGUCAGUGGGGAAGAAGCUACGGAGAUGCCUCCGAUAGUUCCGCUGAGUAUUGACACUCCUUUGGUCGCUGAAGUCCCGGUGGAAACUGAGCAAGGAACGGAGUCCAGGGAUACUGUGGAUGCUCGGCUGAGUAGGAGACAAAUUUUUCAGAAAAUUAGCGAGCAGGAUUUUGAAGAUGUGGUUUUUACUCCGGAGAGGAAGAAUAAGAAACAGAAUAAGUGUAUUAAUGGAAAUUUUGAUAAGAUUUCUGAUAGUAUUCAGGCUUACAGUAUUCAUGAAACUCACUCAUCGCUGCUGACUUUGAGUAUUGAUGAUGAAUCUCUGAUUAAAAGUGAACGAAACUUGGAGAAUAUUCAAAAGGAUGUUGAGACUAAGGAGAAGUUACUUGCUGAUGUGCUUAAUUUUGAUUGGUCUGAGUACAUGACGAGCAGCCAAAUUUAUUCGCCGGAUUCUACUACCAAUAAUUCACUCAAUACUAUCACUUAUUUAAAUUGUACAGAACCCACGAUAGAACCUAAAGUAUUAUCUUCUUCUACAAGAGAAAAUGAUGUCAGUGAACAUACUGAUGAGUCUGAUGAGGACGAAAGCUAUCGCACGGAGUUGAAAAAAUUAGAAACUCUUGCUGAAGAUUGGGUGGUUGUUUCAUCAGUUGAAUAA
Messenger RNA from Cotesia congregata, 1962 nucleotides. NCBI's taxonomy places the organism in Eukaryota, Metazoa, Arthropoda, Insecta, Hymenoptera, Braconidae. The record is from the annotation of a GenBank genome assembly.